Vicugna pacos (alpaca) is the source of this 7146-nucleotide messenger RNA. Lineage: Eukaryota; Metazoa; Chordata; Mammalia; Artiodactyla; Camelidae. The record is from RefSeq and is a predicted model, not a curated record.
UUCAGUUGCUUUUGAAUCAUCCUGUAUAUUUAGUAACAGGCUGUGGUUUUGGACAUGCUGGGUUUGAGAUGUGUUCCAAACAGCUAAAUGGAGAUGCUCGUAGGCAGAUAUAAAAUAGGGACCUGGAAUAGAGGAGGGUGAUCCGGGCCCAGAAUAUAAAUGGAGCUUCUUAGCAGGGGGUGUCAGCUGAGAGUGGAGUUCAUGAGUUUGCCCUUGGGAGCAUGUGUGUGGGAGAAGGCGGUGUGCUGAGGACUUUUAGGGAACACUGAUGUUUAAGGAGUGAAAAAGAAGCCAGCCAAAGAACUGUAAAAGGAGAUGGAAAAUGUGGGGAGAGCUCUGCAGAAGCCGUGGAGGGUCGAGAUUUCUGGAAGAAAGACAUGUGCGGCUGUGGUAAGCACUGAGGAGUGGUCAGGGCAGCCCAAUGGAUCCCAUGGUGAUGAAGAGACCUCAGCUGUAUGGGAUGGGCAGCAACCCUCAUUCUCAGCCACAGCAGAGCAGCCCUUACCCGGGAGGCUCCUACGGCCCCCCAGGCCCACAGCGGUACCCCAUCGGCAUUCAGGGUCGGACCCCAGGGGCCAUGGGAGGAAUGCAGUACCCACAGCAGCAGAUGCCGCCUCAGUAUGGACAGCAAGGCGUGAGUGGUUACUGCCAGCAGGGCCAGCAGCCUUACUACAACCAGCAGCCACAGCCUCCGCACCUCCCCCAGCAGGCGCAGUACCUGCCAUCCCAGUCCCAGCAGAGGUACCAGCCGCAGCAGGACAUGUCUCAGGAAGGCUAUGGAACGAGGUCUCAACCUCCUCUGGCUCCCGGAAAACCUAACCAUGAAGACUUGAACUUAAUACAACAAGAAAGACCAUCAAGUUUACCAGUUGAAGUCUUGACCUCGGAGGAUACCGCCUUUGGACUCAAGGAUCUGUCUGGCUCCAUCGAUGACCUCCCCACCGGAACGGAAGCAACUUUGAGCUCAGCAGUCAGUGCAUCCGGGUCCACGAGCAGCCAAGGGGAUCAGAGCAAUCCGGCUCAGUCGCCUUUCUCUCCGCAUGCAUCUCCCCAUCUCUCCAGCAUCCCUGGGGGCCCAUCGCCUUCUCCUGUCGGCUCUCCUGUAGGAAGCAACCAGUCCCGAUCUGGCCCAAUUUCUCCUGCAAGUAUUCCAGGCAGUCAGAUGCCUCCUCAGCCACCUGGGAGCCAGUCAGAAUCCAGUUCCCAUCCUGCCUUGAGCCAGUCACCAAUGCCACAGGACAGAGGUUUUAUGGCAGGCACACAAAGGAACCCGCAGAUGUCUCAGUACGGACCUCAACAGACAGGACCGUCCAUGUCGCCUCAUCCCUCUCCUGGAGGCCAGGUGCAUCCUGGAAUCAGCAGCUUUCAGCAGAGUAGCUCAAGCGGGACCUACGGCGCACAGAUGAGCCAGUAUGGACCACAAGGUAACUACUCCAGACCCCCAACGUAUAGUGGGGUGCCCAGUGCAAGCUACAGCAGCCCAGGGCCCGGCAUGGGCAUCAAUGCCAACAACCAGAUGCAUGGACAAGGGCCAAGCCAGCCAUGUGGUGCUAUGCCCCUGGGACGAAUGCCAUCAGCUGCGAUGCAGAACAGACCGUUUCCUGGAAAUAUGAGCAGCAUGACCCCCAGUUCUCCUGGCAUGUCUCAGCAGGGAGGGCCAGGAAUGGGGCCACCAAUGCCAACCGUGAACCGUAAGGCACAGGAGGCAGCUGCCGCAGUGAUGCAGGCCGCUGCAAACUCGGCACAGAGCAGGCCACCAUACAUUAGGUCGCCUGCUUAUCCCAGCCAGUCUGGGGCUGGCGGACGCCCCAUGUUUUCUUCCCAGCACCCCAACUAUGGCAACUCUCAGGCUCCCAUGAUGCACCAGCCUGACCAGUACGGGCAAGGCGGCUUUCCCGGCAUGAAUCAGAGUGGACUCAUGGCUUCCAGCUCUCCCUACAGCCAGCCCAUGAACAACAGCUCUGGGCUGAUGAACACCCAGGCGCCCGCCUACAGCAUGACGCCCAAUAUGGUGAACAGCUCAACAGCAUCUAUGGGUCUUGCAGAUAUGAUGUCUCCUGGUGAAUCCAAACUGCCCCUGCCUCUCAAAGCAGACGGUAAAGAAGAAGGCACUGCCCAGCCGGAGAGCAAGUCGAAGAAGUCCAGCUCAUCUACAACCACUGGGGAAAAGAUCACAAAGGUAUACGAGUUGGGGAAUGAGCCCGAGAGGAAGCUAUGGGUCGACCGAUACCUCACCUUCAUGGAGGAGAGAGGCUCCCCGGUCUCAAGCCUGCCUGCGGUGGGCAAGAAGCCCUUGGACCUGUUCCGGCUCUAUGUCUGCGUUAAAGAGAUUGGAGGUCUGGCACAGGUUAAUAAAAACAAGAAGUGGCGUGAGCUGGCAACCAACCUCAAUGUGGGCACUUCGAGCAGUGCAGCAAGCUCCCUGAAGAAGCAGUAUAUUCAGUACCUGUUUGCCUUUGAGUGCAAGAUUGAGCGAGGGGAGGAGCCCCCGCCGGAAGUCUUCAGCACGGGCGACACCAAGAAGCAGCCCAAGCUCCAGCCGCCAUCUCCUGCUAACUCAGGAUCCCUGCAAGGUCCACAGACACCCCAGUCAACUGGCAGUAAUUCGAUGGCAGAGGUUCCAGGUGACCUGAAGCCACCCACUCCAGCCUCCACCCCUCAUGGACAGAUGACCCCAAUGCAAGGUGGAAGAAGCAGCACCGUCAGUGUCCACGACCCAUUCUCAGACGCGAGUGAGUCAUCGUUCCCAAAACGCAACUCUAUGACCCCAAGUGCCCCAUACCAGCAGGGCAUGAGCAUGCCAGACGUGAUGGGCAGGAUGCCCUAUGAGCCCAACAAGGACCCCUUUGGAGGAAUGAGAAAAGUGCCUGGAAGUAGUGAACCGUUCAUGACGCAAGGACAGAUGGCCACCAGCAGCAUGCAGGACAUGUACAACCAAAGUCCGUCUGGAGCGAUGUCCAGCCUGGGCCUGGGGCAGCGGCAGCAAUUCCCCUACGGAGCCAGCUACGAUCGAAGGCAUGAACCUUAUGGGCAGCAGUACCCAGGCCAAGGCCCCCCCUCGGGACAGCCGCCAUAUGGAGGGCACCAGCCAGGCCUGUAUCCGCAGCAGACGAAUUACAAGCGCCAUAUGGACGGCAUGUACGGGCCUCCAGCCAAGCGCCACGAAGGGGACGUGUACAGCGUGCAGUAUGGCAGCCAGCAGCAGGAGCUGUACAACCAGUACGGGAGCUCCUACUCCGGGCCGGACAGGCGGCCCAUCCAGGGGCAGUAUCCCUACCCCUACAACAGAGAGAGGAUGCAGGGCCCCGGGCAGAUGCAGCCGCACGGGCUCCCGCCCCAAAUGAUGGGCGGCCCGAUGCAGUCGUCCUCCAGCGAAGGGCCUCAGCAGAGCAUGUGGGCGACACGCAACGAUAUGCCUUAUCCGUACCAGAACAGGCAGGGCCCCGGUGGUCCCGCACAGGCACCUCCUUAUCCAGGCAUGAACCGCACGGAUGAUAUGAUGGUACCUGAUCAAAGGAUGAAUCACGAGAGCCAGUGGCCUUCUCACGUCAGCCAGCAUCAGCCUUAUAUGUCCUCCUCAGCCUCCCUGCAGCCCAUCACACGCCCGCCUCAGUCAUCCUACCAGACGCCACCGUCACUGCCAAACCACAUCUCCAGAGCGCCCAGCCCCGCCUCCUUCCAGCGCUCCCUGGAGAGUCGCAUGUCUCCAAGCAAGUCCCCCUUCCUGCCCUCCAUGAAGAUGCAGAAGGUCAUGCCCACCGUCCCCACGUCCCAGGUCGCGGGGCCGCCCCCCCAGCCACCCCCAAUCAGAAGGGAGAUUACCUUUCCUCCUGGCUCUGUGGAAGCAUCACAGCCAGUCUUGAAACAAAGGCGAAAGAUUACCUCAAAAGAUAUCGUUACUCCUGAGGCCUGGCGUGUGAUGAUGUCCCUUAAAUCAGGUCUUUUGGCUGAAAGUACUUGGGCUUUGGACACUAUUAACAUUCUCCUGUAUGAUGACAGCACUGUCGCUACUUUCAACCUCUCCCAGUUGUCCGGAUUUCUCGAACUUUUAGUAGAGUACUUUAGGAAAUGCCUGAUUGACAUUUUUGGAAUUCUUAUGGAAUAUGAAGUGGGAGACCCCAGCCAAAAAGCACUUGAUCACAGUGCGGUGAAGAGAGAGGACAGCCAGUCCUUGGCUGACGAUUCUGGGAAAGAGGAGGAAGAUGCUGAAUGUAUUGAGGAGGAGGAGGACGAGGAGGAGGACGAGGAGGAGGAUGGUGGGAAGACCGAGACUGAGGACCGGAGCAUCACGGCUGUGACCUCCCCCGAUGCCGCUGCAGAUCCAAAGGAGAAGCCCAGGCAAGCGAGUAAGUUCGACAAGCUGCCAAUAAAGAUAGUCAAAAAGAACAACUUGUUUGUCGUCGACCGAUCUGACAAGCUGGGUCGUGUUCAAGAGUUCAGCAGCGGACUUCUGCACUGGCAGCUCGGCGGUGGGGACACCACCGAGCACAUCCAGACUCACUUUGAGAGCAAGAUUGAAAUUCCUCCUCGCAGGCGUCCACCUCCCCCUUUAAGCUCCACAGGUAGAAAGAAAGAGCAAGAAGGAAAAGGGGAUUCUGAGGAGCAGCAAGAGAAAAGCAUCAUUGCAACCAUCGAUGAUGUCCUGUCUGCCCGGCCAGGGGCUCUACCAGAAGAUGCAAACCCUGGUGCCCAAACCGACAGCAGUAAGUUUCCCUUUGGAAUCCAUCAAGCCAAAAGUCACCGCAACAUCAAGCUGCUGGAGGAUGAGCCGAGGAGCCGGGAUGAGGCUCCGCUCUGCACCAUCGCACACUGGCAGGACUCGCUGGCUAAGCGCUGCAUCUGUGUGUCGAAUAUCGUCCGGAGCUUGUCUUUUGUGCCUGGGAAUGACGCCGAAAUGUCCAAACAUCCAGGCUUGGUGCUGAUCCUGGGGAAGCUGAUUCUUCUUCACCACGAGCAUCCCGAGAGGAAACGGGCGCCGCAAACAUAUGAGAAGGAGGAAGACGAGGACAAAGGGGUGGCCUGCAGCAAAGAUGAGUGGUGGUGGGACUGCCUUGAGGUCUUAAGGGAUAACACGUUGGUCACCUUGGCCAACAUUUCUGGGCAGCUAGACUUGUCUGCUUACACGGAAAGCAUCUGCUUGCCAAUUUUGGAUGGCUUGCUGCACUGGAUGGUGUGCCCGUCUGCGGAGGCACAAGACCCCUUUCCAACUGUGGGACCCAACUCUGUCCUGUCGCCUCAGAGACUUGUGCUGGAGACGCUCUGUAAACUCAGCAUCCAGGACAAUAAUGUGGACCUGAUCUUGGCCACGCCUCCAUUUAGCCGUCAGGAGAAAUUCUAUGCCACGUUAGUUAGGUACGUUGGGGAUCGCAAAAACCCAGUCUGUCGAGAAAUGUCCAUGGCGCUUUUAUCGAACCUUGCCCAAGGGGACGCGUUGGCUGCAAGGGCGAUAGCUGUGCAGAAAGGAAGCAUUGGAAACUUGAUAAGCUUCCUGGAGGAUGGGGUCACGAUGGCCCAGUAUCAGCAGAGCCAGCAUAACCUCAUGCACAUGCAGCCCCCGCCUCUAGAGCCCCCUAGCGUGGACAUGAUGUGCAGGGCGGCCAAGGCUCUGCUGGCCAUGGCCAGAGUGGACGAGAACCGCUCAGAGUUCCUUCUGCACGAGGGUCGAUUGCUGGAUAUCUCGAUAUCAGCCGUCCUGAACUCUCUGGUUGCGUCUGUCAUCUGUGAUGUACUGUUUCAGAUUGGGCAGUUAUGACAUCAGUGAGAGGCAGCAUGUGUGAGUGAAGACUAGAGGCUCCCGUAUAACUGGCUGUUUUCUGUUCUUGUUUCUCCAGCGUAGGAAGAAGGAAAGAAAAUCUUUGCUCCUCUGCCCCAUUCACUAUUUACCAAUUGGGAAUUAAAGAGAUAAUUAAUUCAAACAGUUAUGAAAUUAAUAUUUGCUGUCUGUGUGUAUAAGUACAUCCUUUUGGGUUUUUUUUUAUUUUGUUUUGUUUUUUAACCAAAGUUGCUGUCUAGUGCAUUCAGAGGUCACUUUUUGUUUUUCACAUACUUUCUUUUUAAUGUUCUUUUCCAUGUUGUACUGCAUUUUUUGGGAAGCGAAUUGACUUUAAAGAAAAAAGUUGUGGCAAAAGAUGCUAAGAUGGGAAAAUUUCACCACACUGAGGCAAAAAGGUGGAAAAUUAUCAAUUUCCUAGCUGUGCUAUUCUUCAGGUAAUGAAAAAUAAAAACUGUAUCCCAUCUCCCAAAAAGCUCUGUGCAAUAGAAACUCCUAGAGAUGUAGGUACAGGGGCUCACAGAAGUGUGUCAGUCAGCAGGCAAUUAUGAAAUGAUACUGGUUUCUUCACAGGAAAAUGGUUACAUUAGGCUAGGAGCAAAAACAAGGUUUUUUUUUUAAGUUAAGAUUGAAAACACAUCCCUGACAACGAUCAAUGGAAAUUGCUUCCUCACCACUACCGUCAUGUCUGCUGUCUGUCGUUUGACCUUCCACAUGACAGUUCUUCACAAUUCCUUUAAUCAUUUUUUAAAUAUUUUUUUUACUGCCUAUGGGCUGUGAUGUAUAUAGAAGUUGUACAUUAAACAUACCCUCAUUUUUUUCUUUUCUUUUUUCUUUUUUUUUUUUUUUUUUAGUACAAAGUUUUUAGUUUCUUUUUCAUGAUGUGGUAACUACGAAGUGAUGGUAGAUUUAAAUAAUUUUUUAUUUUUGUUUUAUAUAUUUUUUCAUUAGGGCCAUAUCUCCAAAAAAAAGAAAAAAUACAAAAAACAAAAACAAAAAAAAAAAACAAAAAAAAGAGGGUAAUGUACAAGUUUCUGUAUGUAUAAAGUCAUGCUCUAUUUCGGGAGAGCAGCUGAUCACAAUUUGCUUCAUGAAUCAAGGUGUGGAAAUGGUUUGCAUAUGGAUUGAUUUAGAAAAUGGUUACCAGUACAGACAAAAAGGAAAAAAUACAACUAAAAGGAAGAAACACAACUUCAAAGAUUUUUCAGUGACAAGAAUCCACAUUUGUAUUUCAAGAUAAUGUAGUUUAAAAAAAAAAGAAAAAAACUUGAUGUAAAUUCCUCCUUUUCCUCUGGCUUAAUGAAUAUCAUUUAUUCAGUAUAAAAUCUUUAUAUGUUCCACAUGUUAAGAAUAAAUGUACAUUAAAUCUUGUUAAG